Molecule: messenger RNA, 1771 nt
Organism: Vombatus ursinus (common wombat)
Lineage: Eukaryota; Metazoa; Chordata; Mammalia; Diprotodontia; Vombatidae
Gene: ASB9
Product: ankyrin repeat and SOCS box containing 9
Exons: 9
Coding region: 391-1194 (267 amino acids)
Biological process (GO): positive regulation of protein catabolic process; intracellular signal transduction; protein ubiquitination
Molecular function (GO): protein binding
Source: RefSeq, a predicted model, not a curated record
AUUGCAACUCCUGCUUUUUGGAUUCAUCUGAUACAUGGUUAUGGCCCUGUUUUAUGUUGGUGACUCACACUCAGAAUUACAAAUUCCCAGUCGAAGUAACAAUAGAUAGAAAUAGUCCCCCUGCCCAUUCCUCCUUACCUAUCUGGGCAGAAUUAGUACUGCUUAUAGAGGGGGUAGAACAUGGACUCAGAGAUGAGAUGGCAUAGCCAUUGGGAAGGAGAGUGAUCAUGGGAUGGCAGGGGGUACACAUGGACUACAGGAUUUGAGACACAGGACACAAUUGAAAUCGUAUCUGAAAUAAUGGAAGUUUCUUAGUUCAGUUGCCUAAAAUAUUAAAAACGCAUCCUUUUCCGUGUGCCAUAGAGAUUAAAAAGCUCCAAUUUAAGAGUCAUGGAAAUGAAAGAUUUUGUGUCUGAUUGGUCUCCCAUGCAUGAUGCUGCUGUUAAUGGACGUCUCUUUUCUCUAAGGAUGCUCAUCAGUCAGGGGUAUGGUGUAAACCUCAUUACAGCUGAUCGAGUAUCUCCACUUCAUGAAGCUUGUCUAGGGGGCCACUCAACUUGUGCCAGUGUUCUGUUGAAGCAUGGGGCUCAGGUGGAUGGAGUGACUGUUGAUUGGCACACGCCUCUGUAUAAUGCCUGUGUAAGUGGAAGCCAGGACUGUGUGAACUUACUGUUAGAACAUGGAGCAAGUCCUCAUGCUGUGUGUGAUCUUGCAUCUCCGAUCCAUGAAGCUGUCAAAAGAGGUCACCUGGGGUGUAUGGAAUCCCUUGUAUCUCAUGGAGCAAAUAUAAAUGAAAAUAUCAGACACCUUGGCACUCCUCUUUAUGUGGCUUGUGAAAAUCAGCAGAUAGCCUGUGCAAAGAGGCUACUUGAAUCAGGAGCAAAUGCUAAUCAAGGCAAAGAGCUGGAUUCUCCUCUUCAUGUGGCAGCCAGGAACUCCAAUUCGGACCUGGUUCAUUUGCUGAUAGACUUUGGAGCAGAGCCACAUUCAAAGAAUGCGGAAGGCAAACGGCCAGUGGAUUUGGUUCCCUCGAAUAGUACCCUAGCGCAAGUAUUCUCCCAGAAAGAAGGGCCUCUGUCUUUGAUGCAGAUUUGCCGACUACGCAUUAGGAAGUGCUUUGGAAUCAAACAGCAUCAUAGAAUAAGUGAACUACUUCUUCCUGAGGAGCUGAAACGAUUUCUCUUACACAUCUAAACCUGUUCUUGUUUCCGUAAAUAAGAGGCCAACACAUUAGCAUAUUAAAAUCAUCUUUCUUUAAAAAAAAAAAAAAAAGAAGACGACUAGUGGCAUUGUUAUUUUUGUGCCUUGUAUUUCCAGAAUAAAGUUGGAUUACAUUGGACAGCACGGCUUCUUUUCAGUUAGGAAAGGAUUCUGUUUGAAUUUUCUCUUUGUCCUGGAAAGGGUGGCCAUACAGCUCUAAGCAGUGGCAUGGGACUCCGUUGACCUUUAGAUUUCAGAGCAGGUUACUGCCUGGGUAUUUGUUUUCUCUUCAGGACCACACUGAUGAUGACGAAUGAUUCUCAAUGAGUUAAUUCGAACUACAACUUUAAAGUUUGGCUUUUAAGAGUUUUAGGAGGGGUUGGAGACUGGAGAAUGGGGACACACAGGGCAGAGGGGCUACACACAGACAUAGAUUUGGUUCCCUGGAGGGAAGAUCACACACAUAUCCAUGCCAUCCCUCUAGGAAACCAGAUAAUGUUUGGAGCUCGCCCCAGGUGAAGAGAAUCAAGUAGAAGGAAGGGUUCUUGGACCAAGUAGGAACUGGAGCUAG